UUUCCUCUGGGCUGGGUCUCAUGUUCCUCAAUCUUCAUUCACAUCAGAAGGUUUUUGAACGGCAAAGCAGCAGCACGUUCUGGACGAUCACAUUCUGACGUAUCCAACACUUCACUGAGAAGAUGAGGCUUUGUUUUCUCUUCUGUGUUUUCUGUGUAAUUGUUCCCAUGAGCCUCAGUCAGCAGACAGGUCCCCCUGGUGAGAAAGGUGAAAGAGGACUUCCUGGAGAACCUGGAUUACCAGGAAGUAAGGGAGAAGCAGGAGUUCCUGGAUUUCCUGGAUUUCUUGGACAAAAGGGAUUACCUGGAUCACCGGGGCUUCCUGGACUUAAAGGAGAAAUUGGGAAUACUGGAUUUCCUGGAACUUCUGGACGAAUGGGAGAGCCUGGAACGACAGGAGCAGUUGGACCACCUGGACCCGUCACCAUGUGUGGACGAGAGCUCUUUAAAUCUUUCACACAGGAUGUUGAAGGACUGAUGAAGAUCACCGCUAAGCUGGACCUUGCUAUAACCUUUGACUUUGUGCGGAAGGUGGGUCAGAAAUACUUUGUGUCCAACAAGGAGAGAGGAUCUUUCCAGAAGGCUGCAGAUUUCUGCCAGCAACGAGGCUUGGAGCUGGCUCUGCCCCAGAGUGAGGAGGAGAACCACAUGCUGCUUCAGCUGAUGGGUCAAGAUGAGAAAAGAGCCUGGAUCAACAUCAACAUGAGAAAGGCAGGAGGGAACUUCCUGUCCGACAUGAAAAAUCGACCUCUGACCUUUACCAAAUGGGGAGAAAGCCAGCCGGAUGAAAGCAUUCAGGACAGCGGCUGCAGCAUGGCAGCUGAGGACGGCACCUGGAGAGUGACAGCAGACUGUUCUCUGGACGCUGACAUCAUCUGUCAGCUGUAGGAAGAUCAUCCACCAGGCAGCUUCCUGAGUAAUCUAGAUAUGACUUUAGCUAACCUUUGUAGAGCGGUGCUUCAGCCUUUUUACAACUUAAUCCAGAUUAGUGCAUUCAGACUGCUGUCAUCACUCAGUCUUGAUCUGUUUGUCCUGAUGGAGUUUAUUCACACUCAGUCUAAUAAUCAUUUCACAGAUCCUUUAUAUAUGACAUAUUUAGGUGUUCAUACUUAAUGAAAUUGUUGAAUGCCGUAAUGAUUUUUUUAAAUAGUAUAUUAAUAGUCAUUAGUGGAACUCGAUGAGAGAUAUUUGUGUGAAACAUACUGUAUACACUGUUAAGUUUAAUUCUUUAUCAUAAAUAAAGAUUUGACUGAUAGAUAAAA
Xiphophorus maculatus (southern platyfish) is the source of this 1261-nucleotide messenger RNA. Its product is annotated as pulmonary surfactant-associated protein D-like. The transcript has 7 exons. The record is from RefSeq and is a predicted model, not a curated record. NCBI's taxonomy places the organism in Eukaryota, Metazoa, Chordata, Actinopteri, Cyprinodontiformes, Poeciliidae. The coding region runs from base 123 to 887 and encodes 254 amino acids.